UCGGCUCUUCCCAUUUCUCGCGUCCCCGGGCCAAGGGAGAAGAGACCACGAGUCCACGACCAAGGCUACCUACCCGGCCCGGCCACGGCCACUCCCCUCCCGCCUCCCCUGUCCCCUCCCUCGAUCCACGUUUGUCCAUCUCCCUGCCUCCGCGGAUCUGCUCGUCCUGGAAGGAGGCGAGGAUUCGCUAACUGCUGUGGUAGUGGGAACUGGAAAAUGAGGAUUCGCGACGAAUUGGGAGACGGUGAAGGGGUGCUGGCGGGGCAGCAGGAGCAGGAGGAGGAGGUCGUACGUUUGAAGGCGAAGCGCGCGCUCGUCGGCGCCGGCGCGAGGGUGCUGUUCUACCCGACGCUGCUGUACAACGUCCUGCGCAACCGGUUGGAGGCGGACUUCCGGUGGUGGGAUCGCGUCGACCAGAUUAUUUUACUUGGCGCUGUUCCGUUUCAAAGUGAUGUUCCACGUUUGAAGCAACUAGGAGUUCGAGGAGUUGUAACGUUGAGUGAACCUUAUGAGACUCUUGUCCCAACAUCUUUAUACCAGGCCCAUGAGAUUGAGCACCUGGUAAUUCCAACAAGAGAUUAUCUGUUUGCACCUUCGCUUGAGGAUAUUUCUCAAGCCAUAUAUUUCAUCCACUGUAAUGCAUCACAAGGUGGUACUACCUAUGUCCACUGUAAAGCAGGAAGAGGGCGUAGCACCACUAUUGUAUUGUGCUACUUGAUUAAAUACAGGAGCAUGACCCCUGAAGCAGCUUUGGAUCAUGUCCGAUCCAUUAGGCCUAGAGUACUUUUGGCACCAUCGCAGUGGCAGGCUAUUAACACAUUUAGGACUCUCGUCGCUGGACAACUUCCAGUAAGAAGUACAAACCUGGGCAGUUUCCUAGAAGCCGUUGAAGCUUGUCGCACAAACACAGAAAAUGAUGAGUACCAUGCAAUGGAGUUUGAUAACGAAAACAGCAGUUUACUAAUAACUCAAAUUAUGCUACAUAGGCCAGCCAGCCCCACUCAGUCCAUCGAUGCGGUCCUUAUAACAGAAGCAGAUCUUGAGGGCUAUGAUAAGUAUGUCGAUAUGAGAAAGGAUGCAUUGGAAGUAGCCACUCGCAGGCCCAUCAUGAGGAGAUUGUCCUGCCUCUUUGGCUCCCUGAAACUUAAUAACAGCAACUGUGUGCCACCACCAAGCCGGUUCACAGAGGUUCACGCGUGCUAGCCUUCUUUCCCCAGUUUCCCGUGUUGUGAAUGAAAACUUGAAGAGAGAUAGGUGCAUCUCUAGAUAAGCCAUCAGCCAAAUAGGAUUGUAGAAGCUGCGGAGUUUCUACAGCCAUGGCAAUGCCAUCGGGAAGAAAGUUGUGUGCAUAUACAUAGAGGUUUUAGUCCUUAGCGUAGAGUUGUGAAUACGUUGAUUAUCCUUGUUUUUCCUCGAAAACUUGUGAUUCAAUUGCACCAUUGUUCCAUUGGAAUAAAAAGGCAAUUCCAGGUUCCAGCCAACGGAAUGGAGGCAAAAUGACCUCGAUUCCAUCAA
This is a messenger RNA of Panicum virgatum (switchgrass), 1515 nucleotides long. Its product is annotated as phosphatidylglycerophosphate phosphatase PTPMT2-like. The record is from RefSeq and is a predicted model, not a curated record. Gene Ontology annotation, molecular function: phosphatidylinositol-4,5-bisphosphate 5-phosphatase activity; protein tyrosine/serine/threonine phosphatase activity. NCBI's taxonomy places the organism in Eukaryota, Viridiplantae, Streptophyta, Magnoliopsida, Poales, Poaceae. Bases 217 to 1203 code for a protein of 328 amino acids. Gene Ontology annotation, biological process: protein dephosphorylation. The transcript has 6 exons.